AUGAUGCUCGCUUCACACCGAUUGUUGGAACAAGGAAAAAAAACUUCGAAAUUUUUCUAUUUUAAUAAUUAUCAAUGGAAAUUAAAAUCACCUGAACAAUAUGAAAGAGAAACGGGAAUUAAAUCCAAAGAAGCAAGAAAAUUUAUUUUUAAAAAUAUCGAUGAUAUUCAACAUAUUCAUUUAAAACAAGAUUUUCUCCCAAAUCAAUUACAAGCAGAAAAAUUAGAUCGAUUGUUUUUUGUUGAUUUACUUAAAAAAAUGAUUCAUUUGGAUCAAAAUUUACGAAUUACUCCUAAUCAAGCAUUAAAUCAUCCAUUCAUCACAAUGGAUCAUCUUGUUGAUUAUGCCAAUUGCAAUAAUGUUCGACAAAGUGUUCAAAUGAUGGAAGUUUGUAAAAAGACUCCAAACUAUCCGAUCAAUCACUUUUCAAGCCCUGUUCGUCCACCAGGAAAUGAAAUUUUAGUUUCAUAUCCAUUGCCACCAGCUGCGUAUUUUAUUCCACCAUAUCAAGUUGGAACACCUUUAUUUGUUCCUGUUGGUCCAACUGAUCGACCAUUUUUAAUUAAUAAUCCCACAACAUGGAGUCAAUUAUUAAUUCCUCCGUCAUUUGUUGGUUUGUUUAAUCGUCGUUUAACAACGAAUGAUUUUCCAAAUCAACAUUAUUUACCUGGAUCUGAAUCUUUUCAAAUCAAUUUAAAUGAAAAUACAAGAAAUAAUCUUCAACAACCUCAACCAGUUCAACCUCAACCUCAACCUCAACCUCAACCUCAACAACAACAGCAGCAACAACAAGCACGAUCAGUUUCAGUAAUAACUUUAUCAUCAGAUGAUGAUGAAGAACAACCACCAAGAAUUGCUCCACCACCUCCUCCAGGAAUGUCAUCUCAAUCAAUUAAUCCUAAUUUAACAAAUCGAUCAAAUAUCAAAAGAGAACGAAUAAGUAUCGAUCAUCGAGUACAAAAUUCUUUAAAUCCUUCAUUAUACGUCGAUCGUUUAAAUUCGGAUGAAAAUUUGUUUAAUGGAUUUGUUUCAAAUGAUCCUCGAUCAAUUGAAAUGUUCAUGUAUGGUGUAAAUGGUCAAAUCGAUCGAAAUGACAUUCGUCUCUACUAA
This is a messenger RNA of Adineta ricciae, 1110 nucleotides long. The record is from the annotation of a GenBank genome assembly. NCBI's taxonomy places the organism in Eukaryota, Metazoa, Rotifera, Eurotatoria, Adinetida, Adinetidae.